AUGACGCACGCGAAACUCUCGGACCAACUACUCCAUCACUUCACCCAGUCCUUCAGGGACAGGGAAGUUUACUGGCUAGCCAGAGAGCGAUCCAAAGUUCAGAAAGACAUCUUAGUAAUGAUCUUGGAUACCUUCGAUCACGCCAAGCUGUCUUUGCCAAAAUGGCAUCGCACACCGAAGCGCGCAUUGUACGAGAAUACCAGACGUACUCAAUUAACCUUGACGGCAACGAUUGUGCACGGGUACGGCGUGUAUAUGUUUAUUGCAGACGAGGGUCAAGCCCUGGGUUCCAACUGGACUUUUGAGGUGGCCAUGCGCUCCAUCGACAAGGCAUGGAAGCAAUCGCGGGUGAAAGCAGCUCCGUUUCCAACAGAGGUACUCCUGCAAAAGGUGGGACCACUCUUUGUCAAGCAAGGCUUGGAGUUCACCGUCGAGUUCAUCGAGACAGUGAGGCUAUGGUGUCAGUGCAUGCCGAGCACAAGCACCUUGUAUGGGGCCUACAAGACCAGAAAGUCAGAUGAAUCCCAGAACAUGAAAGUCCCGCAGUCCUUCACAUUCAUGCGGAGGGAAGUCAUGCCAAACCUUCCAGCUGCAGAUCUUGAUCAAAAGCUGCCACCACGGCUGAGAUCAGCAGGAAGCCAGAAAGAUGUUUUCGUUAUGGUCAAGGCCAACAUGAGUGAUUCAGGCCUCUCGCAACCACCCUUGCUAGUUUUUGCAGAAUCCUUCCUUCCAGCUUGCCAACAUUUCUGGAGCACCAUCAACUCUACUGAGCAGACCUGUCGAGCUGUCCUGGAUGAGGAGCGACGUCAGGAAAUCGAAUCACUCCUGAAGGCUCUUCGUGAGGACUUCCCACACUUGACCCGGACCUUCAGAUACUACGAGAGCUUGCUGAACAAUGACCGGCCAAGGCAGCCCUAUGAACAGAUUGAGUUCAUCUCCAAUGGACCAAGUGCAGCUGACCGGGUAGCCCGGUUGGAGCUGGGUCAGCGGCCUGAUCCACCGAGGCCUCAUUGGCUUCAAGUUGUUGCGAAGAAGAACCUCGGGGAACAUGUCAACGCAGUGUUUGGGGAUGUAAGCACUCGAGAGAAGGCCAGGCUCCAGUCAGUCAAUUUUGAGAGGGGCAAACCUUCUGCUUGCGUGCCCUUGCAGGUGAUUGAUCGCCUGGUGAUGUGUGCCUUUGAGAGGGAUGAUGCAAGGCCUGUCUUGACUCUAGUUCCUCGCUCAUCGUUGAAGGAACUAUGGCUGCCCCUGAGCGCGUUCAACAUCGAUAGAGAUGCCAAGAACGGGUGUCAGGGACUCAAUGAAUGGGAUGAUCGGCAAUUGGAACACCCGCAUGUCAAGGCCAUGCUUGAGAGUUUCCGUAUUGUUAGAUGUGCAUUUACUUGGUACGACAAUCCAGCUCACCACUACCUCUACAGCUUGAGAGCCUUUGCUAUCGAAAUAGUUUGUGAUUCACAGCUGCGUGCACCAGAUGGUUUCAUCGACGUGCUCCACCAACACUAUGACGGGUACCCUCACGCCUCGUCUGGUGUGAUCCUGGAAGUCCUUGCCGAUGACUUCUGGGUCCCUGGCAGCGUGAGUCGUCAGGACGACCCACAGUAUGCAGGAGUUGGACAGUUUAAGGAGGUCUUGGAGGUGACAAAAGAUGCGACCAUGAUGACUUUGAGCGCCAAGUUGGCACAGGUGAUGCUACCAAGGCGAAGGAGCCUGGACCACGAUUUGGCUGGCGUGCUCAAAGCUGCGCAGCCUUUUGAGUGGGAGCGGGUGUCAUUCAUCCUCGAGAUCCGUGGGCAUACAGUGGAGGAGUACAUCAGUAGUGCCCAGGACAGGAGCAAGAACGCCCGGGAAAGAUCGAUCUUGGCAGGGUUUGAGGCGUGGAAGGAGAAGAAGGACAGCAAGGACGAGCCUGGCCAGGAUGAAGAGGCCAAGGAUGAACCAAUGAAGGAGGAGUCUGACGAGGACAGUGGAGAGAAACCUGAUCCCACAGAAGAUGUUGAUGUUCGUGAUGUUCGCUACAAGCUUGAGACUCUUGGGAAAGAAUUUACCAUGAGAGAUCGUGGGCUGCAUGUCCGGUCUUUGACAUGGGUCUUCGACAAGGCUGCCAAGACCAACCUACCACACAUGGGCCGUGCCUUUACAGACUUGCAGGAGAAACGCCAGGAAGUUGCUGAGCAACGCCGAUUCCUGUGCGGAUCGGUGGUCUUGGAUGCUACUGUGGACUCGCUCCAGCAACGUGUUGCCAAUUGUGUUUACGAUUCGGCCCGCAAUGGAUCGCUGGGAAUUAACAAUUUUCCAGCUUUUGGUCCUGUAGUUGCAGCCUUGAAGGAGAACCCAGAACAUCAACCUGGAUCGUUCAAAGUCUGUGUUCAGAAGCAUGACAAAUUGGCAAUCUUGCAAAGCCUGGUUGCACCCUGGUUAGAUGCUGAGAAUUUGAAGGAUGAGGCCAAUGGCCUUAUCAAGGAUCAUAAUGAACGCUUCAACGUCGAGGGUGACUGGAACACUGCAGAUGCUGAAGCUCAAGAACGUCCUGCGAAACGCAUCAAGGUGGAGAAGGAAGACAAGGUGUCCGACGAGGUAGUCAACUCCUUGACUGGCCCGUGCAAAGUGCAACUCAACAACAUGGCUGAGCUGAUCACAAAUCAAGACGGCGAUUGCCUCUACAUGGUGUCCAAAGGCAAGAACCAGUUUCUGGCACAUCGGGAAUUGUUCUCAUUUGGCUCUGGAGAUUGGCGAGAUGGGCAGGAAGCGGAUGAUUGCAUGCAGGACAGUGCAGGAAGGUGGUUCCGAUUUGCAGCUGACCAGAACAUGGUUGUUGUCAUGGAGAAGACAAGGGACUUAGCUCAACACCUCCACGAGUUGAACUGCAUUGAAAGCCCAACAGUGCUCUCCAAUGUGCUCCAAGAAUUUCAAGACUCUGGAGAAGUGAAGCUUGCGCUGUCCCACCAUCACAUCAGCGACGCUGGAGAGAUCACCCCCGAGAAGCCAUUAAUCUUUGUCUUGGACCCGCCAGAUGACGGAGAAAAGAAAAAAAAGAAAAAGAAAAAAGAAAAGGGACCAACCUUAGUCAGUUUUGGGGCCAAGCUUAGCGUAAGCAAGCUGAAGGGGGCAGGCAAACUUAUGAUUGGUUGGCGAAUGAGGGUGGACAACUCAACCGCUGGAGUGAAGAAGCUAGUUCCCAUUCGACCGAUUUCGUGCCUCACUGGCCUGGUCGAUAUUGACCAAGUCAACUUCCGGCUGAUGUAG
Durusdinium trenchii is the source of this 3243-nucleotide messenger RNA. The record is from the annotation of a GenBank genome assembly. NCBI's taxonomy places the organism in Eukaryota, Dinophyceae, Suessiales, Symbiodiniaceae.